AUGUCGGCUGGAGACGCGCGGGAGCGGCUACUGGCUGAGCCGACCAGUCAGAGUCAGGGUUGCUGCUCUUUCGUGCGGCGGUGGACCCAGUGGCGCGAUGGAGGCACCGACCGGGCCUGCUGGAAGCUUCUGUGCAGCGUCACACUAGUUGCCGAGAUGGUCUACUACCUACACGUCGUGCGGCGAAGGGUCUCGGACGAGCAGCAGUUUGCUGCUCUUUGCUUCGUGGCAGUGACAUUCAGUCUGAAAGCGCUGGUGGAGACCUGGGGUCAGGACACUCCGACUUGGAUUUGCCCCGGCACCGUCGUCGUGUUCUUUAUGAUAUACGCCCUCAUCAUUCCCGGUAUCAUCUACAGCGAUGGUAUUUGCACCCAGAAUCCAGACAUCCUGUUCGACUGCCGAAAUGUUCUUGGGCUCGCGCUGUACAUCUUCGGCUCCAGCUACUCCCUGUCCUACGAGGUCGGCCGCUUCGCCUGGAAGGCGCGGCCCGAGAACAGGGGCAAGCUGCACACGAUCGGACUCGCGAGCCUGUGCAUCCACCCGAAUUACUUCGGUGACCUCUUCAUCUACACGGGUUGGGGUCUCGUGACUGGGACUUCGUGCUCCUUGGGUGUCCCAGCCGCUAUGGUAGCCAGCUUCGUAUUCAUCGUGAUCCCGAACUCGGAUUCAUAUCUCGCGAGCCGCUACGAAUCUGAGUGGCCGGCGUAUGCUGAGAAGACAGCCAUUCUGCUACCCGGCGUUCGAUCAGCGGCUGCGAACAAGGUCCUCGGCAUCGCUUGCCUAUUGGUGUCUUUCUGGCUGAGCGCAGCAUGUGCCGGGCAGUGCGGCUGA
Prorocentrum cordatum is the source of this 831-nucleotide messenger RNA. The record is from the annotation of a GenBank genome assembly. Lineage: Eukaryota; Dinophyceae; Prorocentrales; Prorocentraceae.